AUGCAACCAAAUGUCUCCUUUUUUGCAGAACGUUUCUUUGCACUGUUUGAUUCCGAUGGGAGUGGUACAAUUAGUCUGGAUGAGUUACUGAAGGCGUUGAACCUUCUCAUACAUGGGAAUGAAACUGACAAACUACGCUUCCUCUUUCAAGUUUAUGACGUUGAUGGCAGUGGGUCAAUUGACCCAGAUGAGUUACGCACAGUGCUGAAGUCAUGUUUGUUGGAGAAUGCCAUAUCGCUUCCAGAGGAGAAGCUGGAUGACCUGACACUGGUGCUUUUUGAGUCUGCUGACAAGGACAAUAGUGGCUCCAUCACAUUCCAGGAGUUGAGGGAGGAGCUGGAGCGGUUCCCAGAGGUCAUGGAGAAUUUAACAAUAAGUGCCGCAAACUGGCUGAAGCCACCAACCGUGGAGAAGAAGAGACAAACACCUCGCUAUCUGACACCAGCUUACUGGCAUAACAACCGCAGCAAGCUGCUGUUCAUGUGCACCUACUGGUGUGUGAACAUUCUGCUCUUUAUACAUGCAGCUGUCAUUCAUGCCCAUCUUGGAGGCUGGAUCAUGGUGGCAAAGGGCUGUGGACAAUGUCUGAACUUUAACUGCACUUUUAUUGUGGUGCUGAUGCUUCGUAGGUGUUUGACGUGGCUGCGUGCUACUUGUGUUGUGCGCUUCCUGCCUCUGGAUCAGAAUGUUGUCCUGCAUGAGCUGGUGGGUUAUGCUAUCUUUGCUCUGACAAUCGUUCACACUGCUGCUCAUGUCAUAAAUUUCGAUUUAAUCCUGUGUUCUGUUUAUUUUUCAGUUAAUAUGACCUCAAACUAUGGCACGUAUAGUUUUUGGGAAUAUUUUCUCACCUUGCGCCCUGGUAUCGGCUGGGUUUAUGGCUCUGCAUCCAUUACAGGGAUCCUCCUGACACUUCUCAUCUGCCUGACCAUCGUAUGUUCCAGCACUUUUGUCAGGAAAGGUGGUCACUUUGAGGUUUUCUACUGGACGCAUCUAUCUUACAUCUGGAUUUGGAUUCUACUAUUUCUCCACACACCCAAGUUCUGGAAGUGGUUUUUAGUCCCAGGGCUCUUGUUUAUGCUGGAGAAAUUUCUCGGAGCAGCCAUUUCACGCAUUGGUGGAUUGUACGUUGUGGAGGUGAACCUGCUGCCUUCCAAGGUGACACAUCUUGUCAUAAAGAGGCCACCAUCCUUCCAGUAUAAGCCUGGUGACUUUGUAUAUCUGAAUAUACCAAUUAUUGCAAAGUAUGAGUGGCAUCCUUUCACGAUCAGUAGUGCUCCUGAGCAGGCAGACACUCUGUGGCUACACAUUCGCUCUCUCGGACAGUGGACAAAUAGUUUGUAUGAAUAUUUUCGCCAGCCAGAGAACACGAAUGAUGAACCAAAAAGACUGACUAACAAUCUGAAGAAGAGGAAAUUUCAAAGCCAGGAACACCUUUUCAGCUUGUUUGAUUCCAGUGGAGCAAUUGCCACCAAUAAGGAUGACCAAAUUGAGUUGACUGCAUACAGACCACGCAAGCACCCAACAGGAGAUGAGAUCAGAGUUAGCCUAAGUGGAGCAGAAAGUCGAGAGGUACCCUUCAAGGUCCAUGACAACCACAUGCUGUGCAACAUAAAGUGUUAUAUUGACGGACCUUAUGGAACUCCAACCCGUCGCAUUUUUACCUCAGAGCAUGCUGUACUAAUUGGCGCAGGAAUUGGGAUCACUCCUUUUGCUUCAAUUCUGCAGAGCAUUAUGUACAGGUAUCGGAUGAGAAAACAGAACUGCCCAAGCUGCAAAUACUCAUGGUGUGAGACUCUUAAGGAUGAUGAUAUGAAGUUGAGAAAGGUGGACUUUAUCUGGAUAAACAGAGAUCAGAAGUUUUUUGAGUGGUUUGUAAGCCUACUAACCAAGCUUGAGCUGGACCAAGCUGAUGAAGAACCUGAAGGUAGAUUCUUGGAGAUGCACAUGUAUAUGACAUCAGCUCUCAGUAUGAAUGACAUGAAAGCCAUUGGGCUUCAGAUGGCUUUAGAUCUUUUGGCAGAGAAGGAAGAACGAGAUUCUAUUACUGGACUGAGGACCAGAACACAACCAGGGAGGCCAGACUGGAACAAGGUGUUCCAGAAAAUAGAGCAAGAAAUAAAAGGCAAGGUACAGGUGUUCUUUUGUGGCUCUCCAGCCCUGGCCAAAGUUAUUAAGGCGAAGUGUGAACAAUUCAAUUUCAAAUUCUUCAAAGAAAACUUCUAGAAAUUUGUCUGGUAAAUUAAUCAGCUUCCUCAUAUGAAAAAUGUUGUUAUUCAGUUGCAACAAAAGAAGAUUAAACUAAUUUAAUGUAA
Molecule: messenger RNA, 2312 nt
Organism: Bombina bombina (fire-bellied toad)
Lineage: Eukaryota; Metazoa; Chordata; Amphibia; Anura; Bombinatoridae
Gene: NOX5
Product: NADPH oxidase 5
Exons: 16
Coding region: 1-2223 (740 amino acids)
Biological process (GO): superoxide anion generation; defense response
Cellular component (GO): NADPH oxidase complex; plasma membrane
Molecular function (GO): superoxide-generating NAD(P)H oxidase activity; calcium ion binding
Source: RefSeq, a predicted model, not a curated record